Molecule: messenger RNA, 702 nt
Organism: Chiroxiphia lanceolata (lance-tailed manakin)
Lineage: Eukaryota; Metazoa; Chordata; Aves; Passeriformes; Pipridae
Product: C-C motif chemokine 5-like
Exons: 3
Coding region: 217-480 (87 amino acids)
Biological process (GO): immune response; inflammatory response; cellular response to tumor necrosis factor
Cellular component (GO): extracellular region
Molecular function (GO): CCR chemokine receptor binding; chemokine activity
Source: RefSeq, a predicted model, not a curated record
CCUCGACCUUUUCCACCCCCCCCCACUGGAUGUGCCCCAAAAAUAAACGACAGAAACCACCUCGUCCCUGGGAAGGGGCUUCUCAGAACACGUCUGAAGUUUUUGGAAGAGCGGCCCGAGGGGGCGGGAUGAGGAGGAUAAAUUACGGAGCCAAAGCCACGGACACACCAGGCAGGGAGGCACAAAGGACAGAGGAAGAGCCCUCACGCAGCCACCAUGGCCACUGCAAGGACAGUCCUGCUGCUCACCCUGCUCCUCACCUUCUCCCUGCACUGUGCCACAGCCCACUUCAGACCCAUCGAAUGCUGCUUUGAGUACGCAGAGAGACCCGUCCGACACGUGCAGAGCUACUAUGAGACCCCCAUUGACUGCCCUAUGCCUGCAGUUGUGAUUGUGGCUGCCAAAGGUGGCAAGAUCUGUGCUGACCCCAAGAAGCGAUGGGUGAAGAAAGCCAUGGAAAAGCUUCAAAAGAAAGAAUGAACUCCAUCCACCAUCCCACUUGCCCAUCCAGUCCUCCUGUCUCUACUGGGUGCUCACAGCCCUUCUCCAAAGGCUGCUGGCAGUGGGCACCACCACUGCAGGUGGAGCCAGCCCGUACCCUGGCAGGAUCAGGUGUCACUACAUCAGGGACCAGCCGGCCACCAAGCUCCUCCUGCUGCCCCUGCCCUGCCAGGCUGUGCCAGUGGAGCAAAUAUUUAUAAU